CAUAGCAUGGAUAUCAAAGCGUUACACUUUGGAUAUCUGAUUUCAAAAGAAACAUUUUCUGUGCUCUGGAAACCGGAAGAAGGUGUUUCUGUUGGGUUUGAUUUGAGAAAGAGAAAGUGGUUCUUCUUUCUUUCUGAUCUCUCUGAAGAAUACAAGCUUGAAAUCUCCUCCGACAGCAUUUUGCAGAUUAAGCUACAUCAACCACAUGGCCAAGCUUCAAAGUUUCUUCUCAUUCAGUUGCUUGGUGCUCCUAAGAUUCAUAAGAAAGAUGUCUCUUGUGCUCGUGGAGGUUACCAGUGGUUCCGGGAAGUUGAUUUCACUCCCUUUUGUGGCAUUGGCCAAUCUUCUGCUCUAUGUUUGGAGCUUCCACUUGAGUGUCAGCUUCCAAAAUUUCUGCUUUAUGAAGAGAAUGAAGGCCAAUUUGUUCUGCAGGAAGGGUCUAAUUUCUCCUGCAAUUCAGGUCUUGUCCCCAUUGUGAAUCCACCCCCGGGCUUCAACUUGCCAUAUAAAAUCUUGUUCAAGAUCAACUCCUUAGUUCAGAAUGGGUGUCUUCCUGGGCCAGCAAUUGAUAUCAAUUUUUGUCGGUUGGUCGAUCCUACAAGAAUAAAACUUGAGUAUAUAGAAAGUGCCUUGGACAAACUGUAUCAUUUAAAAGACUGCUGCUAUGAGCCUGUAAGGUGGCUUAGUGAGCAGUAUAAAAGAUACGCCACGGAUGGGCGACUUCCAACACCUCCUGCAAUAUCUUUAGAUGACGGGUUGGUAUAUGUACACAGGGUUCAAAUAACUCCUUCUAAAGUAUAUUUCCGUGGUCCAGAGGUGAGUCUCUCCAAUCGCAUCUUGCGCAAUUAUCCUGAAGAUAUUGAUAAUUUUCUUCGCGUUUCUUUUGUCGAUGAGGACUUGGAUAAACUGCACUCGACAGUUUUAUCUCCUCGAGCAUCUUCUGCGAAUGAGGACGACAAGCGCACUAGCAUUUAUGAGAGGAUACUGUCCACUCUAAGAAACGGCAUAGUUAUUGGUGAUAAGAAGUUUGAGUUUCUUGCCUUUUCAAACAGUCAAUUACGCGAAAAUUCUCUUUGGAUGUUUGCUUCAAGAACUGGUCUUACUGCAGCAGACAUCAGAGAGUGGAUGGGUGAUUUUCGUGAAAUAAGGAAUGUCGCAAAAUAUGCUGCCAGACUUGGUCAAUCGUUUAGCUCCUCCAGGAAAACUAUGCACGUUGGUAGGCACGAAAUUGAGAUGAUUCCUGAUGUAGAAGCUAAAAGAUCUGGAAUCACAUAUUGUUUCUUCUCUGAUGGCAUAGGGAAGAUAUCUGCAGAAUUGGCUCGCGAAGUGGCUUCAAAAUGUGGCUGCAGAAAUUCUGUUCCAUCUGCAUUUCAGAUUCGAUACGGUGGGUUUAAAGGUGUUGUUGCUGUUGAUCCAACAUCAUCGAUUAAGCUGUCACUGAGAAAGAGCAUGUGCAAGUACAAUUCACAGAAUACUACCCUGGAUGUUUUGACAUGGAGCAAGUAUCAACCUUGUUUUCUUAAUCACCAAAUUAUCACUCUUUUAUCUUACCUCGGGGUUAAGGAUAAAGUUUUCAUAAAGAAGCAAAGGGAGACAAUAGAUCAACUGAAUGCUAUAUUAACAGAUUCGUUGAUCGCACGGGAGGCACUGGAGUUUAUGUUCCCAGGAGAGAUACCAACCAUGCUAAAGGAAAUGCUAGCUGCUGGUUACAAGCCAAAUGAAGAACCAUUUCUUUUUAUGAUGCUACAAGUAUUACGUGCAUCUACAUUGAUGGACUUGCGGUACAAAUCAAGGAUAUAUAUUCCAAAUGGAAGAUCUAUGAUGGGAUGUCUUGAUGAAACCGGGACAUUGGAGUAUGGUCAAAUAUUUGUGCAGAUUUCUCGUUUUAGUAAGCAGCUCGGUAGCAAUUCCUCGCUCAAGUUCAGUCCCAGCAGUUCAGACCCAAAUAAUUAUAUUUUUGAGGGCAACGUAGUUGUUGCUAAAAACCCUUGUCUCUAUCCAGGAGAUGUGCGUGUUCUAAGGGCUGUUAAUGUGCCAGCUUUGCAGCACAUGGGUGAUUGUGUUGUUUUUCCGCAAAAAGGACCGAGACCUCACCCAAAUGAAUGUUCGGGGAGUGAUUUGGAUGGAGAUACAUACUUUGUCUGUUGGGACCCUGCUCUUAUUCCUUCUCAACAAAUUAAACCAAUGGAUUACAGCCCAGCACCAACUGUGCUAGUCGAUCAUGAUGUUACAAUAGAGGAAGUUCAAGACUAUUUCCCCAAGUACAUGGUCAAUGACAAUUUAGGAAUCAUUGAUAAUGCCCACAAGGUCUUUGCAGAUAUGGAGCCUCGUAAGGCAAUGAGUGGUAAAUGCAUUAAGCUUGCAAAGCUACACUCAAUUGCUGUUGACUGCCCAAAGAGUGGUGUGGUAGUCGAAGUACCAUUUAAUCUGCGCCCCAAAAUAUAUCCAGAUUUCAUGGAAAAGCCUGAUAAACGCACCUAUGAAUCACAAUCUGUGAUCGGAAAGCUUUUUCGAGAAGUGAUAGACAUUGCAUCUUGCACUAGCCCUAUAAAUCCCUUCACCCGAGAAGUAGCAGAGCAAUGUUAUGAUUCCGACAUGGAAGUAGAUGGCUUUGAGGACUACAUCAGUGAUGCUUUCGAUUACAAAAAUGAAUAUGAUUCCAAGUUGGGAAAUUUAAUGGACUAUUAUGGGAUCGAAGCAGAAGCUGAAAUACUCAAUGGCAACAUCUUAAAAAUGUCAAAAUGUUUCAGUAAGAGGAGGGAUAUGGAAGCAAUUAAUUAUGCGGUGAAGUCCUUGAGAAAGGAAGCUAGGACCUGGUUCAACAAGGGUUUUAGUGACUCAGAUUCUGACUCUGAUGUUGUAUAUGCAAAAGCUUCAGCCUGGUAUCAUGUUACCUAUCAUUAUAGGUAUUGGGGUCCCUACAAUGAGGGAAUGCACCGAGCUCAUUUCCUUAGUUUUCCAUGGUGCAUUGGAGACAAGCUGAUCCAGAUCAAGAGGAAGGCUUCACGUAUGUCAUUUCUGGAGCAUCAUUUCAGCCAUGGAUUGAAUUUGGAUUGAGAAGUUUAGCAUUGCAUUUCAAAAACGCUAUAGUCUCAGUAAACUGAGUAUGUGAUCAUGAAAACAGUUAGAUGUGGCUUUCAUUUUACAUUUGCUUACUAUCAUUAGUAUAUGUUUGACCUAGAUAUAUAUGCUCCAGCUGAUGUUUGGGGCCAGAAUACGUUGUAAUUUCUGUUUUAUAAUAGAUGCGUGGUUUGUAUUCUUCAA
This is a messenger RNA of Corylus avellana, 3264 nucleotides long. RefSeq names its product putative RNA-dependent RNA polymerase 1. The record is from RefSeq and is a predicted model, not a curated record. Gene Ontology annotation, molecular function: RNA-directed RNA polymerase activity. Gene Ontology annotation, biological process: siRNA processing. Gene Ontology annotation, cellular component: nuclear RNA-directed RNA polymerase complex. Lineage: Eukaryota; Viridiplantae; Streptophyta; Magnoliopsida; Fagales; Betulaceae.